UGCAACCUCCUCCGACCAAGAUGCAGCCAGUGCGCCCGAGCUGGUCUAGACUGUACUGGUUAUAGGUCUCAGUCAGAUCUGCUUUUUCGCGAUCAGACCAAAUCGACAGUUCGAAGGUUGCAUGCUUCAAGUACUAGGCGGACCAUGGUUAACAAGCAUACCACGUGUUGGAGCCCAGUCGUAACCAAAUCCACACUUAACGUCGAAGAACUUGCACAAAAAGUAUUUUCUGACAACUUUGCGAUUUUGGGUGGAGAAUGCAAGAAGUGGAUGGACUCCGGUGCGGAGCACCCAUCUUCCGUCACUGUCAGCCUCACCUCUGUUGGCCUCGCUGCACUCGCUGUUGUCCACAAAGAUCCCGAUAUGAUGGAUCUGGCGCGCAGAAAAUACAACCUUGCUAUAAAGAUCCUCACUAAAGCAACCAUUGGCCAUCAGAGCGGUGGGAUUGAACAAUCUGUAGCUGGAAGUUUCAUUUUGUCUAUCUUCGAGAUGAUAACAUGUGAUAGACACUCCUCUUCAUAUGCCUGGCAAAAGCAUGUUCACGGCGCUGCUGCAUUCUUGGGCUAUUUGUGUUCUACAAACGGUCUACCAGUCUCACCGGUGAAAGAAAUUAUAGAGAUAUGUUACACCACAACACUGGCGUGUCUUAUCAGUGGCAAGACGGUUCCGCACUUCUUACUGGAAUUACCAGGUCGCUUUGGAGCGUCAUCGAAUACCUCACAAGCCGACGAGGAUCCCUUGUUGUCAGCAAUGAGACUCUUUGCUAUUCUGAGUACCUUGGUGAAUAUUCGUGUGUUGGCCAACCAGAGCUUUUUCCCACCUGGCCAGCUAGUUGAAAUCGCUAUAAAAAGUGAUCAAACCCUCCGAAACUGGGCAGCUUCAUUGCCUGCGUCGUGGGCGUAUCAGGAGCUUCCUAAAGGGCCACAAUACAUUUACCAGGACGUUUGGUAUGCUCGAAUGUGGAACUACUAUCGCCUAGCCCGCAUUCUAGCCAACCGGUUAAUCAUCGACAAUUGCGACAUCAUGGUCCCCGCAAUGCUCCCAGACGGUAUUUUCAAAUUACAACAUGCCCGGUCAUAUGCUGCUAUUCCGCUCCUGUCGCAGGAGAUCUACAGCAGCUUCCCUUUCAUGUUCAAAUUGGAACAAGUGCCUGCUACCUCUCUACCACUAUCGGCAGCCCUUUUCUUCACAACCACUCUAUUGCAAUCACUGCUGGGACUUACAGAUAGAGAUACUCUCAUCCAAGACUGGUCAUCUCCAGCAUUUGAGAUCCUAGGAGAAGAAAGUUUUACUUUUACGAAGGGUAUCGUGAUGCAGAAUCUUCGCUAG
Messenger RNA from Penicillium mononematosum, 1329 nucleotides. Its product is annotated as Zn(II)2Cys6 transcription factor domain-containing protein. The record is from RefSeq and is a predicted model, not a curated record. Gene Ontology annotation, biological process: regulation of DNA-templated transcription. Gene Ontology annotation, molecular function: DNA-binding transcription factor activity, RNA polymerase II-specific; zinc ion binding. The annotation marks the transcript as partial. NCBI's taxonomy places the organism in Eukaryota, Fungi, Ascomycota, Eurotiomycetes, Eurotiales, Aspergillaceae. The transcript is spliced from 3 exons.